This is a messenger RNA of Eurytemora carolleeae, 1140 nucleotides long. RefSeq lists its product as uncharacterized. NCBI's taxonomy places the organism in Eukaryota, Metazoa, Arthropoda, Copepoda, Calanoida, Temoridae. The record is from RefSeq and is a predicted model, not a curated record. The coding region runs from base 207 to 1037 and encodes 276 amino acids. The transcript has 6 exons.
UAUCCUAGACAGAUAAAAUCAGUUGUUGGUCAGCUAGCUAACUAGUAACACGUGCAGGAUAUUUACUCCAAAACAAAUCAACUUUAAAUCAUAUAAAACCAGUUUUUUCUGUUGAUUUAUGUUUGGUUCGCGCAUUGUUGUUUUUAUAGAUGCGAAAUUGUGCGUAAAUCGUGAACAGCAUCAGCUUCAACAGGUUUUCUGUCAACAUGAAGUCCACAGUCAUUCAGUUCGAGACGAUUCCAUUGCUGGAGGAUUCAAACCAAACAAACAACAUCGACAUGUUGUACAAAAAGAUCGAAGAAGAGGAUACUUCCGACAAGAUGUCGUUGGAAAACUACCAGAAUACUGAGAUACCGCUAAACCUAGAUCUUUAUACAUCUCAUAUACAUCUCAAGGGACAGGACAGGACUUCUUACAAGAAAUCAGAGAAGAAAACGAACACUAUUGACGAUGUUGAAAAGGGUAAUUUACCACCCUCUAAAACUGAACAUGUAACCUUAAAUUUUCAAGAAAAAAGUUCGUUCUUCCAGAAGGAUGAUCUUAAACGUAUUAGGGAAUUAAAUGUGAGGAAAAAAGUAGAAGAAAAACAAAGAAAGUAUGCUGAUGAGAAGCUGGAUCGACUUCAGAAGAUUUACAUGAUUGUUCUCAUCCUUCUCACCGUUCUCAUGGUCGUAGGGAUGAUUUAUUUUCAUCCCUUGAACCUCUACUGGUAUCAGUUAAGCGUAGUAUUCUGUGUGUUCCUGCUCGCCAUGGUGAUAAAUAGUGUCUGGAUAGUUUCUGUGCAUGCUCACGACCGAAAAUAUAGGACGGGAGAUGAAAAGUGGAUUCCUUUAAGCCAACCUAAAUCCAGUGAAUCCAGAAACAAGAUUUUAGAGGUGGAGGAAACCCAAGAAACACAUCCUCUUCUAAAAGGAAACUCAGAAACAACCAGUAAACCUAUAGACAUUAAAUCCGGCGCCGAGCAUUCCAAAUUGUCGAUCUCAAAGUCUCCAAUAGAGCGUGAUUUGUACACAGCUGUGCGACGUAUUGAACCUUAACCAAGUUUAUCCGAACUUUGAAGAUUAAGAAUGUUUAAAAAUUAUUAUGACACGAGCUUUCACUCUUCUAGCAUUAAAAAAAAAAUAAAAAUUACUGACAUUA